Aspergillus nomiae NRRL 13137 is the source of this 387-nucleotide messenger RNA. RefSeq names its product VOC family protein. The record is from RefSeq and is a predicted model, not a curated record. Bases 1 to 387 code for a protein of 128 amino acids. NCBI's taxonomy places the organism in Eukaryota, Fungi, Ascomycota, Eurotiomycetes, Eurotiales, Aspergillaceae. The transcript is spliced from 3 exons.
AUGACUAUCCCUCCCGCUGGCACUCCAGUAGGACUUGAGAUCCCGGCCAAGGAUGUGGCUCGUGGUUCUGCAUUCUACAAUGCGGUCUUCAACUGGACUUUUGCGCCUUCGACUCUGGGCUUCCCAGCAGAUAAGCUGCUUACUUUCACCGUGCCUGGUGGAAUCCUCCCUAUCGGCGGGGCCCUCCGCCGGGUGGAUGAUAUUCCAACAACUGAGGGCGCUCUUAAGAUUUACCUCUAUGUUGAGGAUAUUGUCGCUGCGCUAGAGGCAAUCCAAAAGCACGGCGGUAAGAAGGUCGGCGAGGUCAUCCCAGAAGGUGAUAAAGGGCUCUUCCAGUACGUCGAAGACAGUGAAGGCAACGGCUUCGCUAUCUACACCUACAAGUGA